CCUUUGUUACCCAGCCCCGCCUCUCAUGCCUUUGACAAACACUCCAGUCCUCUUAGGUUUUUUACCAAGGUGGACUUUCAUCCUCCUCCUUCUCCUUCAUCAUCAUACUGCUUGGAGACUCUCUUGUCUGUCAGCAGACAGAGUAAUUUAAAGACCAAAUUAUGCCAAUGUUCUCCUGAUUCGACCCACAAGAUGGAUAUCCAUGACGUCUCGCAAGAAUCUGAAUACCUGCAACUCCUGCAGAGGCAAAAGAAAACUCUUCAGAAUGCCCAGUCUCGCAAAGGUCAGGCUCACAAGCCGACCAAGUCGCGCAACGAGAUCAUAAUGCAGUUUAUGUUUCACCACAUGAUGAGCAAUAACAGAGCCGUGCGCGCUAUCCGAUCCUCUUUUCUGCCACCCGCCUACUACCCCUCUGUUGCAGCCUCAAGUGAGCUGAAGAAAGCUCUAAUCAAAGAUCUCACCCUUGAGACUCAUCAUCGUGGUUCGUACAUUCUGGUGAGAGCAGUUACGCCGACUCACAGAAUGACUGCGAUCAUGGCCGUGGUGGAGGAUGAGAGAGGGGAUGUUUUCGUGCUGCAGCUGUACAACCAGGAAAAGGAUCUUGCUACUGAUGGCCGGCUCGUUGAAGGAACAGUAAUGCUUAUAAAAGAGCCUUACUUGAAGAUUAUGGCUGAUGGAAAUUGUGGUCUGCGAGUUGACCAUCUCUCCGAUAUUAGGUUCAUCCCGGAGUAUGACCCUUUGGUGCCGUCGGUAUGGAGAGGUCGGCCGGAAGAUCAUGCCUCUGCCAUGUUCUGGAAGACAAAAGGAAAUGGACUCUUUGACAAGGCUGCGUAUUAUCUCGCUAUUGACUGCUACUCCAAAGCUCUAGAUUCCUCCCCGACUCUCGAGGAAGACAUUACCAUCAGGCUUAAUCGUGCUCUGACUUGCCUCAAAACUCACCAGUUCGACGCAGCCCUUCGUGAUGUCGAGCUGGCCUUGGCAAACGACGACUCCUUAGAGAAAGCCUUGUUUCGUAAAUCCCAGGCCCUUUACUACCUCCACAGAUUCGAAGAAUCCUGUGAAGUUCACAAAGUGCUCAGCAAGGCCUACCCAAAUAACACCUCUGCUAAAAGUGAGUUCAAUCGGGCUACCGCACGACUCGCGGAGGGACGGAGUGGCAAGUAUCCGUUCAGACAACUACAACGAGAGGCAACAAAAUGUCGCCCUCCCCGUCUUGACCGUGCGACAUACAUUGGCCCUGUCUCAGUGAGGUCCACAGAGUCUCAUGGACGUGGUCUAUUUACGACAGAGGCGGUCCGGGCGGGUGACCUGCUCUUUUGCGAAAAGGCCUUUGCACAUGCUUUCCAUGACGAGGCUGGCGAUUCGAGUGAUCUUUCGCUCUUGAUGAACCUCGAAACACAGACUAUGACAAUGGGCACACAAGCAGAACUGAUCAGCCUUGUUGUGCAAAAAUUGUAUAAGAACCCGUCUUUAAUGUCAACUUUCACUGAUCUGUACCACGGCUCAUAUACCCCGGUGGGUAUCUCCGAGGUCGACGGUAUAACUGUCGUUGAUACAUUCCUGGUCGAGCGAAUAGUGUCCCUUAAUUGUUUCGGCUGCCCGGUCUCUUCGCGUGCAUCCCACAUAUGCACCAUUAACAGCAAGGCGCAUGAAGAAACAACUGACAAGCAAUUUCAUUCCUGCGGUAUCUGGCCUCUCGCAUCCUACAUCAAUCACUCCUGCUACUCCAACGUUCGCCGUUCAUUUAUUGGGGACAUGAUGGUGGUUCGCGCCACGCGGGAUCUCCCUGCAAAUACUGAGCUCACGUUCUGCUACAAAGCACCCUUGGACCAUGACACUAAGAUAAAACACCUGGAUCUACAACACUGGGGAUUCCAAUGCAGCUGUGCCAUCUGUCAGGAUCUCCAUGAAACGGGGAGUAGUGAUUUAACAAAGCGGAAAAGACUCACGGCUGACUUGGCGAAGGCCUUCAAGUCUCUGUCCCGCACCCGGAGACACAGUGCUGCGGUCGCAGAAAUCGAAGGUAUUAUUGAUACGUUUGAGAAGACAUAUCGUCAGCCAUCUUUGGAAGUGCCUCGUCUCGGGAUCUGGAACGCAUACUUGUCCUUGGCGGCAGUGCACGCCACGGGCAGUCAGCCGCGGAAAGCUAUUGAAUUUGCGUUCAGAACGUUGGAGUCGCUGGGCUACAUAAUUGAAGGUGGGCGACUUCCGCAUACAUCUGGCAUGAUGUUACUUGUCAGGAGAUGGGGCUUGUUGAUGGAUGGUCUUGUCGGGUGCUGGAUGAUCCUUUGCCGAGUGUAUUGCGAUGUAGCAGCCGACCUGGCUGAUCAAGCGGAAGACUAUGCGAGAACAACCUAUAGGAUGUGUGUUGGUGAGGAUGAGACGUUUGGGGAUACCUACAGUCGGUUCUCAGACCGGGUCGACGGGCUUAUUGUGGGCGUGAAAUAGGUCUAUGAAUCUCGGAUUGGAUAUGGGCAAAAACAUCAUUUCAGAAAGUACAGAGACAUAAAUAGUGGAGAUAAUUUUCCAGGAGGCCCAGACACAAUAGAUUGACACUAAAUUUAAUUAUCCA
Messenger RNA from Paecilomyces variotii, 2572 nucleotides. RefSeq lists its product as hypothetical. Gene Ontology annotation, molecular function: protein binding. NCBI's taxonomy places the organism in Eukaryota, Fungi, Ascomycota, Eurotiomycetes, Eurotiales, Thermoascaceae. The record is from RefSeq and is a predicted model, not a curated record. The coding region runs from base 193 to 2448 and encodes 751 amino acids. The transcript is spliced from 3 exons.